Phyllostomus discolor (pale spear-nosed bat) is the source of this 2744-nucleotide messenger RNA. RefSeq names its product squalene epoxidase (gene SQLE). Bases 684 to 2411 code for a protein of 575 amino acids. Lineage: Eukaryota; Metazoa; Chordata; Mammalia; Chiroptera; Phyllostomidae. Gene Ontology annotation, cellular component: endoplasmic reticulum; membrane. Gene Ontology annotation, biological process: sterol biosynthetic process; cholesterol metabolic process. The transcript has 12 exons. The record is from RefSeq and is a predicted model, not a curated record. Gene Ontology annotation, molecular function: squalene monooxygenase activity; flavin adenine dinucleotide binding.
GGCCGGGUCCCUGGCAGCUGAGGCUCGCGGGCUGAGUCAGAGGCGAAAGGCGUGGGACGGUUGCUCUGGUUACAGCCCGAGCGCCGCGGGAGGGAUGCCGGGGAGGACGCCGCGGGGAGCCUCCGCCGCCGUCCUCUGAGGGAAACUGGGCCGAGACCUGCAUUCAUCAGCGGGGAAACGAAGUCGCGCUCCGGCAGGUUAGGCGGCGGUUGCAUCGGGAGCUGCUGCGGGGGAGAAAGUACCGAGGGCACCUGCUGCUGUUGAGAGAGAACAAAUUCACAGCACGAUGAACCAACGUCAGAAUUGAAAACCCCGGCAACCACCACCAGGAGGGAAAAAAAAAAGCCAUCUUAAAAAGAAAGAAAGAGAGAAAGAAAAAUAAAUGGAUUGCUCGAAAGAGGAGAGCGUCUGUAUCGGGAGCUGUUGGAGCUUUUGAAAUACUGCUAAGUCCUGACUAUCCGCCUUCAGACACUUUUAUACUAACUGUAUGAUUUUAUAAACUAGCCGGCUUCGAACUGUGACCCGGCGACGGUGUUACCUGGAGGCGGGCGGGUUCCCGGUGCUCCUUUUGAAGACACAUUUUGGGGACGAUCUCCGACCAUCACAACCCUCCACGGGUGGAGGAAAAGAAAAAAGAGAAGGAACUCAGCGUCGACCGGUGCCACCAAAGGGGCCUUGGCACCAUGUGGACCUUCCUCGGCCUUGCCACUUUCACGUACUUCUACAAGAAGUGCGGGGACUUCGUCACGCUGGCCAACAAGGAGCUGCUGCUGUGCGUGCUGGUGUUCCUGUCGCUGGGCCUGGUGCUGUCCUACCGCUGCCGCUCCCGGAGCGCGGUGGCGCCGCCGCGGCGCGCGCCCAGCGGGCCCCAGCUCGCCGUGCUCUCCGGGGUGCUGUCGGCCCUGCCUUUCAUCGGCUUCUUCUGGGCGAACCCCGCGCCCGGGGCCGACAAUAAAGAGCCGCUCGGGCCCAGGAAGUGCAGAAAACGAAGCAGCAUUUCAGAAGGCACCUUACUAGGAGCAGCUGCCUCUACAUCGAUCUCUUCUCAAAAUGACCCAGAAGUGAUCAUCGUGGGGUCCGGGAUACUUGGCUCUGCUUUGGCCGCAGUGCUCUCCAGAGACGGGAGAAAGGUGACAGUGAUCGAGAGGGACUUACAGGAGCCUGACAGGAUAGUUGGAGAGUUUCUGCAGCCGGGUGGUUAUCAUGUGCUCAAAGACCUUGGUCUUGGAGAUACAGUGGAAGGUAUUGAUGCCCAGGUUAUAAACGGCUACAUAAUUCAUGAUCAGGAAAGCGAGGCAAAUGUUCAGAUUCCCUACCCUUUGUUAGAAAACAACCAAGUGCAGAGCGGAAGAGCAUUCCAUCACGGGAGAUUCAUCAUGAGUCUCCGGAAAGCAGCCAUGGCAGAGCCCAAUACAAAGUUUAUUGAGGGCAUUGUGCUGCAGUUGUUGGAAGAAGAUGACGCUGUGGUUGGAGUUCAGUACAGGGACAAAGAGACCGGAGACCUCAAGGAACUCCACGCUCCUUUGACUGUUGUUGCAGAUGGAAUUUUUUCCAAGUUCAGGAAAAACCUGAUCUCCAAUAAAGUUUCUGUUUCGUCUCAUUUUGUCGGCUUUCUGAUGGAGAAUGCACCACAAUUUAAAGCAAAUCAUGCUGAACUUCUUUUAGUUAAUCCAAGUCCAGUGCUCAUCUAUCAGAUUUCAUCUGAUAAAACCCGAGUACUUGUUGAUGUUCGAGGAGAUUUGCCAAGGAAUUUAAGAGAAUACAUGGUUGAAAAAAUUUACCCACAAUUACCUGAUCACUUGAAAGAACCAUUUCUAGAAGCGACUCAGAAUUCUCGUUUGAAGUCUAUGCCGGCAAGCUUCCUUCCUCCCUCACCGGUAAACAAACGAGGUGUUCUUCUUUUGGGAGACGCGUACAAUAUCAGGCAUCCCCUUACAGGAGGGGGGAUGAGCGUUGCUCUUAAAGAUAUAAAACUGUGGAGAAAAUUGCUAAAGGGAAUCCCUGACCUUUAUGAUGAUGCAGCUAUUUUCCAGGCCAAAAAAUCAUUCUAUUGGUCAAGAAAAAUGUCUCAUUCCUUUGUUGUGAAUGUCCUUGCUCAGGCUCUGUAUGAAUUAUUUUCUGCAACAGAUGAUUCUCUGCAUCAGCUGAGAAAAGCCUGUUUUUUAUACUUCAAACUGGGCGGAGAGUGUGUGGCUGGUCCCGUCGGGCUGCUCUCAAUACUGUCUCCUAACCCUCUAGUUUUGAUUGGACACUUCUUUGCCGUUGCAAUCUAUGCCUCAUACUUUUGUUUUAAGUCGGAGCCUUGGAUUACAAAACCCCGGGCCAUCUUCAGUAGCGGUGCUGUAUUGUACAAAGCGUGUUCUGUGAUAUUUCCUCUGAUUUACUCGGAAAUGAAGUACUUGGUUCAUUAAGUUUAAAGGGGAACCAUUCGUGAACGAGUAUUUGGAACUCACCAAGUCUAAGAGACUUUUUGAAGAGGAUUUAUGCAGCCUAGUACUACACCACUUGUGAAGUGGAAACUCUUGGACCAAGAUUGGGAUUAAUUUGUUUUUGGAGUUAUUUGUACAUAAACAUGUAAAUAUAUACUUUAAUUUUCAAUUUAAAAUGAGCGGUCAAGUAAGAUAGUUUAAAAGAAAUGACUGUUACCGUAAGUUAGUGCUACACCGGAGAGCAGCUCUGCACUCAGUGUCUGGAAUGAGUGGACGUGGGACACACCAAUAAAAGGAAGAAUGAGGCCUCCUGUC